Messenger RNA from Heterostelium album PN500, 486 nucleotides. RefSeq lists its product as uncharacterized. The record is from RefSeq and is a predicted model, not a curated record. NCBI's taxonomy places the organism in Eukaryota, Evosea, Eumycetozoa, Acytosteliales, Acytosteliaceae. Bases 1 to 486 code for a protein of 161 amino acids. The transcript has 5 exons.
AUGAAAUUAGAUUUAAAAGGUAAAAGAAGAAAUAAAAUGAAUCAAGUUCAUCAGGUUCACCAACAUCUUCAUAAGCAUCAUAGUGACAAACAUCAUCCGUCAAUGAGCAGCAGUACAAUCACAACUACUGUAAUGAUAGAUGAUAAUGAUAAACAUGACAACAACACCAACAACAACAACAUAACAAGUAGUAUUACUGUGCCAAAGAAAAAGAUAAAGAAAAUAGAAAAAGAACAACAAUUUAGUUUUAAUAAUUCGAAAGCAUUUAAAUUCAAGAUAAAUCCAUGGUCAGAUUCAACAAAGAGUGCAUUCGCUGUAAUUCUCUAUGGGUCAGUCAGUCUAUGUCAAACUAUAUUUAACAAAAAGGUGAUGACCACCUACAAUUUUGAAGCAUCCAAUUUAAUGCCAUUAUCAGUAUGUUAUGUUUGCACUAAAGCGUUUGGUUGCAGUCAUUAUUUUGGUGAUGGAGUAUCUGAUAUUGAAUAA